Messenger RNA from Misgurnus anguillicaudatus (oriental weatherfish), 6322 nucleotides. The record is from RefSeq and is a predicted model, not a curated record. Lineage: Eukaryota; Metazoa; Chordata; Actinopteri; Cypriniformes; Cobitidae.
CAAGCGCGUCUUUGCCGAUGAGUUACAGCAAUAUAAAUAUCUUUCUUUUUUCGUCAUUGCCAUCUUACACACGUCCUUCUACCAGAUGGUGAACUCUUGUUUUAAUCUCUCAAGUUUGUGUUUUUUUUUGUUGUUGUUGAGAUUCUGAAGCACACUGGUAUUCACUUGUUCCCCCUCCGCAGAUGACUGCUUUCUUUGCAAUUUCGUCCUUUUAAUUAAAAUCAUCAGGACUUUACCAUACCAUCUCUCGCCUCUUUAUUCUAUUUUCCGUCGUAUUUUUGGGGAAAGAACCCUUCGGACAGCGUGUUUUAUUACUGCAGAGCCCCCGGUGACUUGUUUUAUGACGUCAAGUGCGCUCAACAGAAGCUAACAUUAGUGUGCGUUGCAACAAUCGCGCUGGUGAAACAUGGAGUAUCAGGACGUGAGAAAUUCAAAUGUCAAAUCGAAAAGAAAAUGUUAUAUUCUUGUCGGGACAGCUACGGUUCUCGUGCUUGCAAUUAUUCUUGCAGUUGUCUUAGUGUGUACGAUUAAAAAGGAACCUGAAAGAAAUCAUCUGAAGGAAACCGUUUUGAGUCGAUGCCAGAGCUACGUGAACAGCAACCCAUCUGCCUUAAGUGGUAAUGACUGUGAAGGCAUAUGGAAAGCAUUUGAACAAGCAUAUGUAGGCAAGGACCCAUGCAGUGUUCCUCCUGAAGCUUACGAUCAUUUGAUGAAUUCAGUUCAACAAACAAUACCUUGCAAUACAAAACUUUUCUGGAGUGGAACAAAGGAAAUGGUAUUUGCAUUUGCCAAAGACAGGGAUUGUCUGAUGACUAUAGAAGAAUCAUUGAUGGGUUAUAUGUUUAAUGGACUUCACUGGUGCAGCAAUAAUGGAAGUAAAGAAACAUUCACCACAGGUUGUCCUGAUUGGACAGAGUGUGUCAACAACCCAGAGCGUUCUUUUUGGAAUAGAGCUUCUGCUAAUUUUGCCGCUACUGCCUGUGGAAAUGUGUCUGUAAUGCUUAAUGGAUCUAAAGAUUCUCCUUUCAACCCAGUAAGUAUAUUUGCAACUGUUGAGGUAAAGAACUUCAAUCCUACCACAAUGGACAGCCUUACUGUUCUUCUUGUAAACGAGGAAAAAGACACAACAACAUGUUCUAAUGAGUCACUGGAGAAUCUUCAAUCUAUCUUUAGUUCUGGUCCUCUUAAAUCAGUUGGUUAUGAAUGCAGAGUAGUGCCUCAGGCAAAAGUCACGGAAUGCAUUGAUGAUCUAGAGAUUCCUUGUAGCAGCUGUUGGUAAAAUCGUUCAGUUUCUGACCUAGCACAGAGCUUCUCAAACCUGUCUCCUGGAGGACUUCUAGUCUUGCACAUUUUCUAUCGGCGAAUUCCAAAUAGCGUUUUUGCGCCCUUGUAGGGCACUUCAGGAAGGAGACUUGAGAACUUUUACAAAACGACAAAGACAUAUUUUUGAUCGGCUCAUUAACUUAUUCCCUGCCAGCCUUUUUAAAAAAAAGUUGCCAGCCAGCAUCAAAUGAGAGAACAGACCAACUGCUUUUAAACAAACAAACAAAACGGAAAAAAGUUUCAUCCUAUCUUCAUUUGUUGUCUUUUUAAAAUCUCUCAAAUUUGGGUAGGUUUCUUUAAAAAUACAAAAUUUUGAGCAAGUGUUUACAAUGUUGUUGAAUUAGUUGAUGCUUCAGUUUUUUAUAAGCAGGGUAAGAGUGCCACCUUGGGCAGUGGUUCUCAAUCCUGUUCCUGGGGACCCCCUGCUCUGCACAUUUUGUAUGUAUACCUUAUCUAACACACCUGACUCUAAUCAUCAGCUCAUUAGAUGAGAGCUCCAUGAACUAAGCAAAGUGUGUCAGGUUAGAGAGACAUACAAAAUGUGCAGAGCAGGGGGUCCCCAGGAACAGGAUUGAGAACCACUGAACUAGGGGAUAAUAGUGAAAUUAUAGAUUACCGUAAAAACUUGGCGUUAUUGGCACAGAAACUUUUUUAUUAAUUGACGAGAUAACUCUUCAAUGGCAGGGAAAGAGUAAUGAUGAUGCAGAAGUAAAUAAAAAAAAUUAUCAUCCCGUACUUCCUUUAUCCCUAGCAAGCUCUCACUCUGGAGGGUAAAAGCCACUUUUGAAUAGAACACAGGAAUAGGCUGUGUCCGAAAUCUUAGGGAGCUGACUUGUUGCCCUGCUGCCUAAACAGGCAAUAGCUACGUUAACAUGGACACAUUUUACCUCAAUCGGAAGGAAAUCAUUGUGAUUGAUAAAUCUAUCAUAGCGUUUACAUAAACACUUCAUAAUGUGAUCGGAUUGAAGUGCGUGUUUUUAUAGCACAAGUUUUAAACACAAAGGAUUGGAAGGAGAUUGGUAAAAUUUAAGCAACAAGACAGUCAAUUCAUGUGACUUCUCUCAACAACACAAGGUCGCGUUCUUUGCGUCAUACGUCAUUACACCUUUAAAUGCUCCCGUUCUGUCUGUGAUUUUGAAUCUUUGAUUGUGUUUAUAGUGGGCAAUAUAACAUGUGUUCAUGUUUCACGUGUAAAAAAAGCGGUAUUUUUCAGACAAUUUACUAUUUUCACUGUCCUCAAAACAGGCUGAUGUCUUCCUUGUUAUGUCAAGUCCCUCCUUCAGAAAUACGUAUCAAGUUCUGAUUCUGUAGUUUGUUUAGUGUGUUGUGAUUCGAUAGCAGCUUAGCUUAGCAGAGCCGUUUGAGCCAAAGCUGGUGACUGACGUAUUCAUGUGGGCGGAGUUUAGUCAACAAACUGUUUUACUGACGUCAUUAAACCAGGAAAUAGAGGGCUGUAAAGAGGAAUUUUAUUGAAGAAAAUAUAUCGCCUGGGAGUGAACUUUGAGCUUUAUCAUUUUACAGGUAUUAUUUAUGCUAUUAUAGCAACAUUACACACUAACUAGGGUUUAAAAAAUGGUAUCAGGAAGAAUGUGACCUUUAAGUCAGUUUGGCAACAUCCAUAAAAAAGAAAAAAGAUUAUUGCACAUGCCAGAGCUUCCCAGUUUCAGUUAUCAAUCCGAUGAAUUGUUUACAUGUACUUUUAAGCAGAUUACAAAAGGUAUAAACCACCCCUCUCAAUCCGCUUAGAUUUUUAAUAGGUUUGGCUCUUUUUAUUUUGAUUGUGAUGUUUACAUGGAGCUUUUUUAUUUUCGACAUUUGAACCGAUUACAAAUGUCCAUGUAAACGCAGCUAAUGACUUUGUAUGCAACGUUUGUGCAUUAAGGUAGCUCCAGGAAACACAUUUGGACAGGCUUUAUAGGCAGCGUGAUGCAAUUCUGUUUAAAAAAUAAACCGAGGACACCAUUGUGAUAACUAAUCAAAUAUUUAAAAACUACAGCACAAAUUUCUCGCUAGAAAUGCUGUAAAGGUCUAACCAAAUUCUAGCAGAGAUUUUAUUUUUUCGAACUCGACCGGACUCAACACAUUCCCCAGGCACACACACACACAUAGAAUUGUGGCAUAUUAAAGGCAGCGAAUGAUACAUCUAUUCUGCCUUCAAAAAUCAACCUGAUGAAGGUAUCCCAGGAGACAGUAAUGCAAACAUAAGAUUUGGACAUGGUUUCAUGCCUUCCUACCUUAGAAUGCUGUCUCCUAAGGCAGCAUUUUAGAGAUUUCAGACACAGCAAUAGAAAAUUUGCAGGACAAGGGGGCCUCCAGGACAGGUUAGAGAUGCUCUGAUCUAGAUUAUGAACUUAACCACUACUAUGCGAGAAAGACAGCCUUCUGAACAUAAGGAUAAAGCAAAACUUAAAACAAAUCUGAAGACGCCUUAAGUACAAAACAGCUAAGCUAAUGUGCUCAUUCUGAAUUAACAACAACAUGAUAAAAAAAGUCUAUUGUUGUAUUAUAUACCGAUUGGGAUGUCAAAAUGCAAUUUUAUAUUGUUUUGCUAUUGAUUUUUCUGUUUUUCUGAUUGUAUUUGUCAUUUGAUAAUGUUUCCUGCCAUUUACAUGAUCCUAAUUCCUAACCAUAUUGUCAUAUUAACAUGUUUAUUAGACACAUGACUUAUUAUAACCUAAAUAACCUAUUGUGAAUUUAGCAAUAUGUAUAUCCAUAUAUAUUGAUAUGUAUGGUUAUGCCAAGUAAAUGUUUUUAGUCUUGAAAGACUGGAUCCCAGGAAGUGAAGUUUCUCUGGCUGACUUGUGGGCCACAACUUGUUAGUUUCCAGUUCAUUAUACGGCUUGGCCCUGGGCCCAGAUCUGACUCACAUACACUGAUGCACCGAAAAUGAUUUGUUGACUCGGUUCAUGAAGUUGACUUAACUAAGUUGUUGUGUUGCUUUGAAUGAGUUUACGGAGUAAAAUGUUAAACUGAACUCUGCUCAGUGUCUUUAUGAAUGCACACUACAGAGUAGGGCUGUAAUGAUACACCGAACCCACGAUUCGGUUCGUCUCGCGAUUUUUUGCCCCACGGUUUGAUUCAUAACAUCAUCCUUUGGGGGGGGUAGAUGUAGUGGACAAAAAGAAAUAUUUUUUAUUAAAUAAAGUUAUUUUUGUUUUGACUUUUUAGUAUCUGACUGCUUUUGUUGUGACUUUUUAGUAUCUUUAGUGAUCUUUUAAUCCUAACAACAGCACCUGAAUAGUAAUUUUUUUGCAAAUCAUUCAAAAUUCAACUUUAUAUUUUUAUUUGGUUAUUUUGGUUCCACUGGUUUUAUUUUAGUCACUUGACUGUUAUUUAAACAGACAACAGCAGCUGAUCUGGGGCCAGUUGCACCAGCUGUGCGUAUGUAACAACAUAGCCUAGUUACGUUCAUAAAUGGGCACUAAGUUACAACUUAUGCACUACAAAAUGUUUUUUCGUUGCACCAUUAAACUUAGUUUAAACAUAACAAUAUGUUGUAACUAAAUAUUUACGGAAGCCUCUGUCCAUGAAUAACGGUCGGAAUAAGAUGUUAGCCAGAUUAGAUCACAAUGAUGAGCUCGUAAUUGAUUACGAAGAGCCGCACGUUCGUAGACGAGUUUUCAAGAACUGUUUAAUUUUCUGUGUAUCCUUCAAUUAAAAUAAGAUUUUAAUUUUGUUCCUGUUUAUUUUCUCCUCCAUGUGUGGGAUAGAUAUUUUCAAUUAAAAGUGUAAUGUUUUGAGUUCGAUAACGUUUGCUUUAGCGUCUUUUUUAACUUUAAGUUUAGGCCAGUCAAGAAUUAGUUUGAAAUUAUGUGAUGUUCAGACUAUUUCCUGUUUACCUAUUAGAAGGCUUGUAAUGGAGUUAAGAAAAAUAGACGUCAUUCUAUGCGACAACCAGGGACGUCGUUAGGCCUAUUUUAGGGGGGCUGAAGCUACCCCAAAAUGUUCCUAAGCCCCCCUAAAUGAUUAUAAGAACAGUAAAAUUUGAUUUAUCAAAAACCGUUUCCUCAUUAAUAUUUAGACUCAACAAAUGUUAUAUAUCCAGCUACAAAAAAACAUCUGACAAGUCGGACAGAAUACGCUAGAUAAAUGUCGAACGUCAAGUGACCAAACCGGAAAACGGCGAUCGCUUCCGGUUGCCUGUAUUAGUGAUGGGUCGUUCGCGAACGAGCGGCUCUAAGAGCUGAUUCUUUGUAGCGAACGAGCAGAGCCGAAUCUUCAGACGCAGGCAGGGAAGCCGGCUCUUCUAAGGGAGCCGAGCCAGAAGAGCCGAAUCUAUGAAAAGAGCCGGACUGCCAUCACUAAAAUGUAGAGCCAGCGCUUGAACCGAAAGAGCCGAAUCAAUGAAGAGAGCCGGACUGCCCAUCACUAAUACACACGCUAGUACGCACGCUAAUGGUGAAAUAAAGAUUGGUAAGUGUCGUGAUACGGAGGAGUGAAAUUGUAAGUUGUUUUUAAUUACCUGCUGGCUGCUUACCUUUAGCUACGUUUUCUUGAGGUAAAGGAAUGGGAAUAUUUUGGUUUGCUAUUAUUAGUCUUGCACAAGCAAAAUACAAGAAAUUGUUAACUUAGCAAUCUAAUCACAACUCUUUAUUCUUUGCCAACAAUAUAGGCCUAAUAAUCUUUAAAAUAAAAUAUCUCUAAAAUAAAAUAUCGUAGGCUUAAGAUGAGUAAAUGCCCACACUCUCCACAGAUACACAUGUGAAACAAAAAUGAAAGCAGUCAUACAGUACAUAUUAUACAGUAAUCAUUACUCCAAAUCUUUUAUUCCUUCCGCCAUCAGGUUAUUGUAUUUAUACAGUAGCCACUUUAAAAAGGAUCCAUAUCAAUAGCUUACCUGGUAAAAUACUGCCUUUUUGUUGUUGAUUUAUAUUAUACAUUGUAUUCAUUUGGCAGAAUAAAUCAUCUUUAAUUGAGAAAUGCUCAAACCUGUGUGUUGUCAAAUAUCACUAUGACUUUAAAACUCUAGUUCUUGGGUUAAACUGUAUGCAAGUCAAAC